Molecule: messenger RNA, 2959 nt
Organism: Pangasianodon hypophthalmus (striped catfish)
Lineage: Eukaryota; Metazoa; Chordata; Actinopteri; Siluriformes; Pangasiidae
Product: circularly permutated Ras protein 1
Exons: 19
Coding region: 1-1899 (632 amino acids)
Biological process (GO): COPII-coated vesicle cargo loading; intracellular protein transport; endoplasmic reticulum to Golgi vesicle-mediated transport
Cellular component (GO): endoplasmic reticulum exit site; COPII vesicle coat
Molecular function (GO): zinc ion binding; SNARE binding
Source: RefSeq, a predicted model, not a curated record
AUGCCUACAGAUGAAAGUCAGCUAAUCUGCUACUCUCGAUAUGCAAAGACAUCGAUGGAGUUUGCCUGCAGUCAUGUUGUCUGUAACUGGAGGCCUGAGAGUCUAGCAGAAGGUCUUUCCUCCACACUGCCCUGUGGUUUGUCCAGAAAAAAAUCAGAACAUCCUUAUGACAACCGCAUUGCUGUCAUUCCAAAACCUAACCACCACCUGUACCUCCUCGUCGCUCAACACAGAAACACACACGACCAAUUUCAAUGCCACCUCCAGUACCCGCCUCGAGGAUUGGAGGGUAAAGGACAGGCCAGUAUUAAAGCCAAUGUCAACGUGGUGUUACUCAAAGUAGGGAGUCUUGUGGACAUAAACAAAGCAUCCAGUAUACAGAGCAUUCAGAAACCAGUGCACUGUGAGAAAUGUAGAGCCGUCAUGUCCUCUGUGAGCAACUCACAAACCAGCCCAAAUACAUCAACAUGGUCUUGCGAGUUUUGCGGUAAUCAGAAUGUCCUCACUCAGAGUGAGUUGAAAAUGGGCCGUUCACCUCUGUGGACACCGCCAGGCAGAGAUGUGCUCUAUGUGGAUGAUGAGAUAGACACAGAUUAUGUGAACCUAGAGGACAUGCUGGUGGUCUUCUGUGUGGACAUUUCUGGUAGCAUGAGCGUCACAUCAGAGGUGUCUCCUGGUAACAGCAUGAGAUCACCCACCUAUGUAUCACGACUGCAGGGUGUCCAAGAGGCCCUACAGUUGGCACUGACCUCACUGCUAAAAUCAUCACCACACCGUCGUGUAGCACUGGUCACCUUUAAUGAUGAGGUAACAGUGUAUGGGGAUGGUACUGGAGUUCCUCUGUGUCUGCGUGACUGGGCUCUGGUAGACUAUGAUCAUGUGAGAGAGCAGGGAGAGAAGUACACCACACCACACUGCAUUGCUGAGACCUUCCAGUGCCUCACGCAAAAAGUCAAAGAAUUAAGAGAGCAUGGAGCCACAGCGCUGGGUCCUGCAGCACUCGUCUCUGUUGCUAUGGCCUCUCAGUUUGCAGGUUCAAAGGUCAUAAUUUGUACAGAUGGACGGGCCAACAUAGGCCUUGGCCAGUUAGAACAGGAAUCUGCAGCUUCAGUAUAUUUCUACAACCAAGUAGCCAGUCAUGCAGCAGAAAAAGGAGUGAUUGUGUCAGUGAUGACAUUUGAGGAAGAGGACUGUAGUCUGGCAGAGGUUGGAAAACUAGCUGACCACACAGGAGGCAGGAUCAACAGAGUCAACAUUUGUACAGUUGGAUCAGAAAUUCAGACUGCGCUGGCUGACAACAUCUUAGCAACUAAUGUUGAGGCAACCCUGCUUGCACCUAAUGGCGUGUAUUACCCUUUUGAGGAGGACAACCACAGGCUGGUUAGAGAGAUUGGAAAUGUCACAAGUGGAGUGGAGAUCACUUUCCAGUUUGCUGUCAAACCAGACAAAGUUGAGAGUUUCCAGAGAAGAGAUAGAGUUCCCUUCCAGCUGCAGCUGUCUUUCAAAACUCGAGAUUUGAAGAAAGUAACCAGAGUCAUCACUCAGCAGAAGCGUGUGACCACCAGCAGCUGGGUGUGGGCAGGGAGCCUGAACAUGGCUGUGCUGGGCGUUCACUGUGCCCAGCUAUGUGCCCGACUCACCAUGGAGGGCAGGAUCCAGGAGGCUCAAAGUCAACUCAAAGCCCAGCAGGACCUCCUCAAAGACAUCAGUGAACAGAAGCCAAGUCCUAAAGAAGAGAGUGUCUAUGGAAACUGGAUCAGUACCAUGAGUAUGAUCUGUGAGGACCUGAACCCAGAUACACAGGGUUUGUCAGAUGAGGCAGCAAAAGUGGUGUACCAGAUGAAGAGGGUGACAAGUGUGGGCCAGAGGGAGGAGAAAGCAGCUAUGUUAGAAAGUUGAGCAGAAGGUGGACUUAUUGUCAGAACAGCAGUGACUAACGUGACUAACAGCAGACCAGAAAACAGCUUGAACUCUCUGUGUAUCAGAAAUGGAAUAUUUUAUCUCGUAUGCUGCUGGUCAGUAGGUAGCGAUCCUUGUUAACAUCAGUAACUAAAUUAUGGAGGCUAUAGGCAACUGUAUUUAUCUAAAGGUUCUAAUAAAAUGUGUUGUUUUAAUAUAUUGCUGAACAAAAAAAUAUAUCUGGAUACACAACGAUUUUCUCAUUACAGUAUCUGGACAAGGACAUGACGCAGACAUUGCUUCAUUAUGUCUCAUUCUGUUAUUAAUAAGAUCGUUUAAAGGUCUAUCAGAUAGUCCAAGUUUGGGCAAAAUUGUUUUGGUUCAGUGGUGGCUUUCUAAAGCAGUUAGUAUUUCAUUAAGAACUUUUCAUUUAAAUUUUUCGUGCAGUCAUGUUUCAAUAAAUCCUAAUUCACUGACUAACCUGGAUUUUGCUGCAGACCGCACUGUGGCUCAGUGUGUAGUGUUGGUACCUCACAGCUCCAGAGUUUGAUCCUGAGGUUACUGUCUGUGUAGAGUUCUUCAUGUUCUCCCUGUGUCUGUGUGAGUUUCUUUUACAUAUACUAUAUGGCCAAAUGUAGGUGGACACCUGAGCCUCACACCCAUAUGUGAGCCUUCCUCAAACUUUUACCACAAAGUUGGUAGCACACAAGUUUAUAGAAUUUCUUUGUAUGCUGUAGCUUUACUGUAGCUUUCCCUUCACUGGAACUAAGGGGCUCAAACUUGUUCCAGAAUGGCAGUGCCCCUAUGCACAGAGCGAGGUCUAAAUCUGGAAUAGGAUCUUUUAAAAAGGACAUAUAGGUAUGAUGGUCAGGUAUCUGCAAACUUUUGGCCAUAGUGUACUCUGCAAUAAAAAGACAUAUUUCAAAACCUGAGUGUGUUAGUAUGGAGUGUUUGUGUGCGAUGCCCUGCAGUGAUGUGACUUCUUGCCUUGCUCACAUUAUUCCUGGGAUAGGCUCCAGAUCCACCAUAGCCUGGGAGGGGAGGUGAAGGGGAAAACAAA